Molecule: messenger RNA, 693 nt
Organism: Penaeus indicus
Lineage: Eukaryota; Metazoa; Arthropoda; Malacostraca; Decapoda; Penaeidae
Exons: 6
Coding region: 1-693 (230 amino acids)
Biological process (GO): glycine biosynthetic process; L-threonine catabolic process
Cellular component (GO): cytosol
Molecular function (GO): L-allo-threonine aldolase activity
Source: RefSeq, a predicted model, not a curated record
AUGGCAGCGACGGCGAAGACUGCUACAACUGAUCGAGGAGUCUGCUACACCUUCACCGCUGCCCUUGUCCUUCUCACCAGAUACACUUGUAUAUUCAAAAUCUUCCCAAAUCCUGCAGGAAAAUCAUCCUGCCACGUCCUGCAGGAGAGCGGAGCCCGCGUCGUGGACCUGCGAAGCGACACUCUGACGCAACCCUCCCCGGCCAUGAAGGAGGCGAUGAUGGCGGCGCCUCUCGGGGACGACGUCUUCGGCGAGGACCCGACGGUCAUCGCCCUGCAGGAGAAAGUGGCGAAGUUGCUUGAAAAAGAGGCCGCUCUGUUCGUCCCGACGGGCACGAUGCUGGGUGGUGUGCAUCCUCGGACCUUAAGAAACCUCUCAGAUGGCACCUUCAGUUUGGAAGAACUCCGGCAGCUGGUUCGCGGGGAGAAGCUACAGUGGCCUGUGACGUCAUUAGUCUGCGUGGAGAACACCCACAACAUGGUUGGCGGAAGGGUGCUGCCCCUCGCCUGGCUGGACGAGGUGAGGCGAGUUGGGCGCCACAUGCCGGGCCUUAGGCUGCCGGUGCACAUGGACGGAGCCAGGCUGAUGAACGCCGUGGCGGCGCUGGAGGUGCCCCCGGCGAGGCUGGUGCGCGACUGCGCCUCCGUGUCCGUCUGCCUCAGCAAGGGACUCGGGGCGCCGGUCGGCUCCUGA